Molecule: messenger RNA, 723 nt
Organism: Fusarium redolens
Lineage: Eukaryota; Fungi; Ascomycota; Sordariomycetes; Hypocreales; Nectriaceae
Exons: 5
Coding region: 81-455 (124 amino acids)
Biological process (GO): regulation of DNA-templated transcription
Molecular function (GO): DNA-binding transcription factor activity, RNA polymerase II-specific; zinc ion binding
Source: RefSeq, a predicted model, not a curated record
CUUUGUAAUGCCUACUGGCAACUUAUGUCCAGUUAAAGAUGCACGGAUAUCUUUAAUUCUUCCGGACUACUACUUGUAAAAUGGUCAACUAUGGCGUCUCUCGCGCGUGCGAGACAUGCAAAAAGCGGCGUAAAAAGUGCGAUGAGGGUCGUCCAGCCUGCCUUCGCUGCGUAAAGUCUCGCAGGCGAUGUCCUGGCUAUAAAGACGACACCUCACUGUUGUUUCGACACUAUCAGCCUUCAAUUCCGCCACUGGAGCGUUGGCAUCCUAGUACUGACUUUAUACUCGAGUCAAGGGCGCUUGAUGUCUUUCUUGAUAAUUUAGUUGUGCGAUCCCGAGAUCGGAGUUAUUCGCGUGGUUUUCUCGAUGGCAUGCACUACCUUUUUGCUACGUCUGCUCCGACAUCAACUUUGAUCAGUGCCGCCAAGUUCGAAGGCAUUAUGGGCAGCUAUUAGUUAACUAUACUGCAACUUUGUCGCAGCAAACUGCGAGUUCAUCUGUAGAGCAUUUCUUCACUGCGGUACUGUUGGGUCUAUACGAGCUUGUAGCAAGCGACAAUGCUUCUCCUACCAAGCAUCUUGUUCAUGUUCAAGGGCUGGCUUCUAUCUUGGGGAAGGGCAUUACAUAUGCAUCAUCCGAAUCGAAAGUGAGCAUUUACUCGCCCGGCAUGCGUCUCGUCACAAAAGGCGUAAUGGUAAGUAUCUUAUGAGUCUCAUGGAUGGG